UGCAUUUAAAAGCAUUACUCUGAGAUGGGGUUCCAUUGGCUGAGCCAGAAGGGGUUCAUGACACAAAAAAAGCUUCAACACCCUGGAGAAGUCCUUUUGUGAACAUCCUUCUCUUUCUGCUUUGGAUUCACAACUGGGAUUCCUCAGAGCUGAUUUCUGUUUUCCAGGUUUGUUUGUUUUUUAAACACAAGGGGUGCUAUGAUGAACUACGGUUCAAUUCUUUGCAGAAGGAAAAUUUCAGAUUGGUGCUUCCAGAAAGUGACGUGACGUCUCCCCUCCUCAUCCCCUUGCCUUUCUCAAGAGAGUAGUUCUCUUUAAGUCAUCAACAGAAGCCCAUUCAAGCUGGAAAGCUGAAUCAGACAAGAAUUAACUUCUCAGAUAAAAACUGGAACCAAGCUCAGGGGGCAAAACAAAGUGACAUUUGAAAGAUCAGAGGUGGGAUUUUGGGAAGAUGAAAUCCAACGUUAUCAGCCAGCUCUUCCUCUGCCUGCUGAUGGGGGCUUUUGUAGGUGCCAAGCCAGUCCAAGAAGAUGGAGAUCCCUUUGCAGAACUGCCAGCCUUACCCUACUGGCCUUUCUCAACUACAGACUUCUGGAACUAUUUUGAAUACUUUCAGACCCUGGGAGCCUACCACCAGAUCAAUGAUUUGGCCCGAACCUUCUUUGCUCAUUUUCCCCUGGGCAAUACCCUGGGUUAUAAUGUCCCUUUUCAGGAAGACUGAAUCUUUACCUGGAAUUUCAAACCAAUCUGUCUAUUUCCUUUCUUCCUAAUACUGCAUGUCCACAACAUAAGCACUUAGUAGGCACUCAUUGUUUAAAGCAAAACUAUGCUUCAUCAUUAGUAUAAUGUUUCUUCCCUCUAUGCAAAGCUCCAAAUAAUGCUUUUUUGGGAAUAACUCCUAUGCUAAAAUAUUAAUAAAGACAUUUUGA
This is a messenger RNA of Monodelphis domestica (gray short-tailed opossum), 929 nucleotides long. NCBI's taxonomy places the organism in Eukaryota, Metazoa, Chordata, Mammalia, Didelphimorphia, Didelphidae. The record is from RefSeq and is a predicted model, not a curated record.